Rhincodon typus (whale shark) is the source of this 657-nucleotide messenger RNA. Its product is annotated as long-chain fatty acid transport protein 6-like. The transcript has a single exon. The record is from RefSeq and is a predicted model, not a curated record. Gene Ontology annotation, molecular function: long-chain fatty acid transmembrane transporter activity; long-chain fatty acid-CoA ligase activity. Lineage: Eukaryota; Metazoa; Chordata; Chondrichthyes; Orectolobiformes; Rhincodontidae. The annotation marks the transcript as partial.
CUUAUUUGAUGCUGAAAGACGUUUCACUUUGGCUGGCUACCCACUGCAGUUGUUGUUAUGUUCAACAGAGAAAGUGACUGGAAGGGGUUUGGUCAGGAGGGUUAGAGUGGGAGAGAGAGAGAGAGCAUUGCUGUGAAGAGUUUGUUGCUGUCGGUGUGUGCCUGGCCUCUGGGAGGAUGAUAGCCCUAGCUGUAGCAGCAUUAGCAGGAAUCCUGGCUGUAGGCUUUGUGCUGAGCUCCAACUUGCAGUGCCUGGCUGACGAUGUGUGCUUUCUGUUCCGAACCAGCACAUUCGGCCUGAAGUUGCUGAAGGUUUACCUGAGCAGGAGGGUACCCACUGUGCUGGAGCGCUUCAGCCAGCAGGUACAGGCUAAACCACACAAAACCUUCCUGUUGUACCAGGGUGUACCCUUCACCUACCGGCAGGUGGAUAGCCGCAGUAACCGGGUGGCCCAGGUGUUCUUGGAGCAACAGCCGGCUUUGGCAGCGGGGGACACGGUGGCUUUGCUGAUGAGUAACGAGCCUGACUUUGUGUGUGUUUGGUUCGGCUUGUCCAAGCUGGGCUGUGUCGUGGCUUUCCUGAACACCAACCUCCGCACCCGAUCCCUCUUACACUGCCUGCACAGCUCCGGAGCUAACACCCUGGUUGUCGGGGAAG